GGCGGUUUGCUGGGCGUUCUGGGCAUGCUGGGGGGCUCGCUACGGUUCCAUGCCAUCUCCCUGUAACGUGUAAAAAUAUAGGCCGGGCACUGAUGUCGCCUCUUGGUUCAAAAAAAACAGGAAUUCCCCUUCCACUUCUCCAUGUCCGCCACCAAAUUCGCGCUCUGGUUUUUCACCACCUUUUAAUACCUAUAAUCUUGGGACGCCUUUGACGAAUCCCCUUCCGAGGCCCGCUGCCCUUUCCAAACCACCCAAUUCCCCGACGACGCCAACGUCCGACCCAGCCUCAGCAGUGCUACGCGAGCACAAGAAGCAAUCACGGCGCAGGGGCAACGACAAGAAGCGAACGAAGCCUCACGACCGCCCAAUUUGACAAGCUCUGCGCAACUCCAGAUGCAACGGGCCUUGCUGUCAACUUUCACCGACUGAAAUCAACCUAUCUUUGCUACGCUUGCACUGACGACGACCUCGCUCUGUCUUUUGUCGACUUUCUCUCUCUCGAUGCUCCGCUGCCAAUAAUAAUUAGCCUCUCCUUUUUUUUCUUGUUUCUCCGCCGACAUCUGGAACCUCUGGAUCAUUCCAUCUCGGCCCCGACCUCCGACGACUCGGGCUCCUCUAUUUUUGCGGCUUCUCCACUUGUCUUCACCACACUCCUUUUGGGCGACACACACAUAGCCGCGACGACCGAACAUCCUGUGGCUUGCUUGUCCCCUUUUUUCUCUCCACCUCAGGGUUUUGUGGGGGAGGAUCAUCGCAUAGGGAUUUGUCUUGUAUUAAUUUUUCCCCGACUUCUUUUCCGGCCUUGACGGCACUUUUCGACUGUUGAGUUCACCAUGGCUGCUCGACCGAAUCAACGAAACAUCAAGUGGGUGGAGGGUCUUCGAGGUGUCACAUCGGCUCUCGUUAUCACCACCCACAUUGCCCGCGCUUUGGAUUUUCCACUUUUCUGGCCAGCCGACUCUAAGGGAGAGGCUCCCAGAUUGCUGCAAUAUCCUUACCUGCGCAUCCCAUACCAAGGACGAAUUGGCGUGCCCAUCUUCGCCUUCUUGACGGGCUUUGUAUGUGCCAAUAAGCCAUUAAAGCUCGCCUACCAACAAGGCAAUGCGCCAGCUGCGCUCAAGACGAUUGCGAGGAGCGCUUUCCGGCGCCCUCCGCGCCUGAUGCUUCCAGCUCUUAUUGCCACCCUGAUCAGCUUCUUCAUGUCGGUUCUCGGUGCCUACCGGGCUGCCAACCGCUGUGACGCUUUCUGGGUGCGUUUCGAUGCGCCGGACCCAAUGCCACUGGGCGACAACAUCCGCAGACUCUUCCGCUCCUCCUUGACGACAUGGACCAACACCGAGAACGUUUAUGACCGGCAUCAGUGGGCCAUGCGCCCGCUGCUCAUCGGAGCUUUCCAAGUGUAUAUCGUGUUGGCUGCCACCAUCGGGAUGCGUUUCAAGUACCGUGUUCUGGUGCAUGUUCUCCUGAUCACGUACUGGUUGAUGAAUGUUGGACACUUGACUGAAACCUUUGGUGCUAUGCUUGCGCUUGGGACGCUUCUUGCCGAACUCUCCCAGCACCGUCCCACGCAAAACUUUAUCACCUCUCACCAGCGCCUUCUCACCUGCGUCGUUGCCCCCUUCCUGCUCUUGGUCGGUGGCUAUGUCGGCUCGUACCCGCAAGAGCAUGAGGACUGGGCCCCUUGGUCCAUGAGCCUCCACAAGUUCCUCCUGAAUCCGGUUGAUGGUCAGAACCAGGGCAGUUUCUUGGUACCUAAGGGGUCCAAUGUCCACCGACGAACAUCGGCCUUUUUCAUCAUGUGCACCUCCAUCUCCAUCUUUAUCUCGCCCUUCAUCCAGAAGCUCCUCUCGCAUCGUCUUCUGAUCUGGCUCGGACACCACUCUUUCGCUGUCUACCUCACCCACGGAACCAUCCUCCGCACUGUUGGCAUGUGGAUUGUGUAUGGGAUCACUGGAGAGCCCUGGGAACCCGCCGGUAAGAACGAAGACGGGUCCCAGAAGCAGCAGGAGUACCUCCACCCCAAGUCCCGCGCCCACAAGAUGGCCUCGAUUCUGGUUUUCACCACCCUUACGUACAUUGCCGCCUGGGCCUGGAUGAAGUACGUGGAUACGGCCUGCGCGAGAGCCACCCAGUGGCUGGAGAAGAAGGUGUUUGACGAUGACAACGAGGAAGGCAAGGCCGGCUUGGCCGAGAAGGGAUUCCUCCUCAACGGCAAUGGCACAAGCCCAGCCGACGGGGACAGGCCGAAGCAGGCACAGUCAUAAGGGGGCGUUUAAUCCAGCAUAAUAAUUUGUUCACUUCUAGAAAUUUUGUUUGGAUACCAUGUGAUAUUUGUGGGAGGUCAUAAAACCGGAGAUAUCAGAGGGCGAGGGCUCAGAGGAAGAAAUAGAGGCCAAUUUCGCAUCAACACAUCAUCAGGCAGAAAUACCCGGGACAUAUAUGUGAGGGUGGGAUAUUCCGAUGUGCAGCCACGGUUGUGUAAAACGUGGUCUGUGUUGCGAACACUCUCCUUUGUCAUCAGAUCAUAUCUGCCAACCGAUUUUUCUCUUUAUGGUCUUGAGUAACCUCUGGCAGUGCACUCGGGCCAGACAUCAAACUUGCCUACCAUAUUUAUUUACACUUUGCAAAAGAUAUGUAUAUACACGAGCAAACAUAAUGCAGCUUUGGGUGAUGGAUGGCUAUAUUGGGAUGAGAAGGGAUC
Molecule: messenger RNA, 2701 nt
Organism: Podospora pseudopauciseta
Lineage: Eukaryota; Fungi; Ascomycota; Sordariomycetes; Sordariales; Podosporaceae
Exons: 3
Coding region: 834-2264 (476 amino acids)
Biological process (GO): polysaccharide biosynthetic process
Cellular component (GO): membrane
Molecular function (GO): acyltransferase activity, transferring groups other than amino-acyl groups
Source: RefSeq, a predicted model, not a curated record